Naegleria fowleri is the source of this 1575-nucleotide messenger RNA. RefSeq lists its product as uncharacterized. The transcript has a single exon. The record is from RefSeq and is a predicted model, not a curated record. Gene Ontology annotation, cellular component: nucleolus; preribosome, large subunit precursor. Gene Ontology annotation, molecular function: rRNA primary transcript binding. Lineage: Eukaryota; Heterolobosea; Eutetramitea; Acrasida; Naegleriidae. Gene Ontology annotation, biological process: maturation of LSU-rRNA; maturation of 5.8S rRNA. The coding region runs from base 1 to 1575 and encodes 524 amino acids.
AUGCCAUCCCGAACCAAAUCCAAGGCUGCAUCAUCAUCCGCAGCAGCAACACAACCUCAGGUCAUUACCGAUGUGAAUCAAUUGUACAAAAUGAAAGACCACUAUUAUAAGAAUCAACAUGGAUAUACCAAACGUGCCAAUUACAAUAUUUCAAAAUACAUGAAGCAACAAGACCUUGAUGACAACAACUCUUCUCUCAAAAAAAAACACAAAAAGAAUAUUCAUCAAGUGGCUAAAAUCAUUCCCGAUGUGACUCCAACUCAACCCUACAUCAAACCUGCUGAAUUAGUUGAUCAAUAUCCUCUCUUGAGAAUUAACCCAAGAACAAUCAAAAAUUCAGAUCAAAAACAUGAAAUUGUGACCAAACAACGUAAAUUAAAAAGAAUUUUACAAAGUAAGAAUAGAAAAGAACGUCGAAAUUUGGGAGUUCCAAUUCAACAACCAAAAACACAAGAAGAUAAAAGAAUUUAUGAUCCAUCCAUUAUUACUCCAUACAAGACUAAUUAUCAUCCUGAAAAUGAUUUGGAAUAUAUUAAGAAUUUCAAUGAACAAGUUCAACAAGCAAAACAAGAAACAUUGGCAGAAGAAGAGAAUAUGGAUGAAUUUGAAGAAUAUUUCAAAAAUGGAAAAGAACCAAAAAUAUUAAUUACCACUCAAUACAAUGCCAUGUUAGAUAAGGCUAAAUCAGCAUCUAAAUUUACCAUGACAUUUAUUAAGGAAUUAUUGAAUUGUAUUCCGAAUAGUAUUUUCAUGAAAAGAAAACAAUAUUAUGUGAAAGAUGUUUUGAAAUAUGCUGAAAAGAAUGAUUACACCGAUGUGAUGGUCAUUGGUGAGAGAAAUAACAAACCAUCCUCUUGUUUGUUAAUUCAUUUACCUCAUGGUCCAAGCGCUACUUUUAGAUUAUCAUUUCCAAAAUUAAGAAAAGAUUUAAGAAAUGUCACUCCUGCUAAAAUUGAUCGAGAUUAUUGUCAAAAAUAUUAUCCAGAAUUAAUUUUGAACAAUUUUACAACUCGUUUGGGUUAUCGAGUGGCAAGAAUGUUUCAAGCCAUGUUUCCUCAAAAACCUAAUUUCACAGGAAGAAGAGUAGUCACUCUUCACAAUCAACGAGAUUUUAUAUUCUUUAGACAUCAUAUUUAUCAAUUUUAUGAUGUAGAUGAAAAGAAUAAGGGAAAUGAUCAUUCAGAAUAUGAUCGAGAUGAUGUCUAUUUGGCAAGAAAUGUGAAACAAGAAAUUGAAAAAUUGAACAAGCAAUUGAAAGUUGUGAAUAAUGAAAUGGACAUUCAACAAAGUGAUGAUGAAGAGAACACUGAUGAAGAGAAUGAAGAGAACACUGAGAAUGACAUGAAUGAAGAGGAUGAAGAAAUUGCCAAUGAAGAUGACAUUUCACAACGAGUGGAGAAUCAUGCUAAAAAGACAGUCACUGUAACGAAGGGAGUUAAAAUUAAUGAAAUUGGACCAAGAGUGACCUUUCGAUUGCAAAGUUUGCAAUUAGGCAAGUUUGAUAACUUGUUUGGUGAAUUUGAGUGGUAUGGAAGAAAUGAAUUGAUUUCUGAUAGGAAACAAUUUGUCAUUUAA